Messenger RNA from Dictyostelium purpureum, 672 nucleotides. RefSeq lists its product as uncharacterized. The transcript has 2 exons. The record is from RefSeq and is a predicted model, not a curated record. Lineage: Eukaryota; Evosea; Eumycetozoa; Dictyosteliales; Dictyosteliaceae. Gene Ontology annotation, molecular function: glutathione transferase activity. The coding region runs from base 1 to 672 and encodes 223 amino acids. Gene Ontology annotation, biological process: glutathione metabolic process.
AUGACAGAAAAUAAUAAUAUAGAAAACAAUAGCAUAGAAAACAAUUCUGUAGAAAAUCAUGAUUUAGACAAUAAUAAUAAUACUAAUAAUAAUAGUAAUAAAGACAAUAUUCCAUCUUUAACAUAUUUUAAUUCAAGAGGCCUUGCUCAAUUUAUUAGAGUACUACAUGCCUAUUUAAAUAUACCAUACAAUAAUAUAGUAAUAGAUACCAUAGAUGAUGUAUUAAGAGUUCAAUUACCAUACUCUCAAUUACCAAUUUAUCGAGAUGGUCCAGAUUUUAUAUUGGCACAAUCUUCAGUUAUUGCAAAAUAUGUUGCAGCUAAACAUAAUUUUUUAGGAAAAUCAAUUCAAGAACAAUAUAAAAUAGAUGAAGUUGUUACAUUGAUAGUUGCAGAUUUAUUUGGAAUUUUACAAACUAUUAGAAAAGGUAUUGAUAAAGUAUUUGGAUCAUUAGAAAAUAAAUAUAAUAAAAGUAAAUUCUUGGUUGGGGAUGAUUAUUCAUUAGCAGAUCUAUAUGCAUAUGUAUCAUUUGAUUAUACAAUUUUUUUAGGUAAAAUUAGUGCUAGCGAAGCUUCAGAGAAAUUUGUUAAACUAGAAGAAAAUAAAAAUCAUUUUGAAAGUAAUCCAGGGGUUAUAGAAUAUAUUAAAAAUAGACCAGAUACCAAGUUUUAG